Molecule: messenger RNA, 1932 nt
Organism: Drosophila rhopaloa
Lineage: Eukaryota; Metazoa; Arthropoda; Insecta; Diptera; Drosophilidae
Product: galectin-9
Exons: 3
Coding region: 247-1761 (504 amino acids)
Molecular function (GO): galactoside binding; carbohydrate binding
Source: RefSeq, a predicted model, not a curated record
GUGGCCUCGUUCAGACCGGCAUAAAAACUAAUUCAGAACAGUGCGCAGAUUAUUACCAGCCAUAGGCACACGCAAUUGGGUCUCACAAAUAGACAGACAUACUGAAAGUUAACAUCUCGUUCAUCAAGUACGCGCUGAAUCCCACACAGAGAGUGAGAGAACCAAAGAGGCAGAGAAGAGCGUAAGCUUGCCCAGAACCGCAUCUGCAUCGAGUAAAAUCGCUUACCCCAAUUUCAUUUGGUUAGUAUGACGGCAAUAAUACUCCUGGUCUGCCACACCGUUCGCGAAAUCGUAGAUCUGUCAGAUGCGCUGUGGCAGAGCGCCUUUAACAUAGAGCGAAGUUUAAACUAUUACCGCGACAAGCGCCGCCUAGAGUUGUUUCGAUUUUAUUGCCGGGAAUUCUGGUUGCGUCAGUUCCGGAAUAAAUCUUAUUCAAUGCAGCGAAGGGCACACAUCGAUUUUGCUGCUAUUGAGGCAGGUGCAGAAUGCAGCCGAGAUGCGGAUACUUUUGAUGAUACAAGGAAGGAAAUGCAUUUAAUGAUUCAGCAGACAGAGGGCCGGCACCUUGCACCAUUGGAUUGCUUCAGCGACAUCGAGGUGGUGGAUGGUAAAGAGUUUAAAGCUUCAUUUUACGAAUAUGCAGAUGCUGUGCCAAAGUACUUUAACGACCAAAUUGGCCCGUUGAGCGAAGGGAUUAGUUUUACCGUUUCCGGUAAUCUAUCAGUAAACUGCGAGAGAUUCUCCAUCAAUCUUGUUCAUAACAAUGUGACUCGAGAUGUGGCACUUCACAUUAAUCCACGGCUGCCUCAAAACUAUAUUGUUCGCAACACCAAAGUACAGGACAUAUGGGGCAGCGAGGAAGUUUCCUCUGCAUUACCCUUUCUUCUAAGUCGCGGCGAUAAGUUUUCUAUUCAAGUGCUUGUUACUGAUGCGUGCUAUAUGAUAUCGGUAAAUGGUCAGCACUUUGCAACAUACACUCAUAAGAUACCUUAUAUGGAUGUCCAUAUUCUGGAAGUCAAAGGUGAUGUGAGUAACGUGGAAAUGCAGCGAACUUUGGUGUUAAGCUAUCCUCAACGAUUACCCGAGUCGGAGGCAAAGAACAUUGAGCUCCACAUAGAUGAUGACAUUGAUGAAAUUGAUGCUAGCGUCGAGGAGACUGUCAAAAUACCUCAUGAGUGGUGUCUUAUCAGCGCUCCGAUUACACAGUCGGACAGUUCGCCAAAGAGUACCCUCAGUUCAAACGAUCUUGGGCUUACCUUGCCUUAUUAUGGGGCACUGCCACCAGAUUCUUUGGUCGAAGGUCGAUGCCUGAAGAUUGAAGGACGAGUGCGUUUGCUUCCACACUCUUUCUAUAUAAACCUUCAAAAAGGGCAGGAUAUAUGGCCACAUCCGCAAAUAGCAUUCCACUUAAAUCCACGCUUUACGAAAGCAAGCAGCGGCGCCAUUGGAAAGGCCGUGGUGUGUCGUAAUGCCUGGCUUGAAGGUGCUUGGGCCCAGGAGGAACGUUCGGAGUUGGACACAAACUUCCGUCCUGGUCGAACUUUCAGUUUGGCCAUCGUGUGUACCAAAACUGCUUAUGAGGUGUAUGUCAAUCGGCAAUUCAUGACGGAUUUUAAAUAUAAGCUCAGCCCUGCACUGGUUGAUACCGUCUACAUACAAGGAGAUGUUAAACUUUGGAAUGUAACGAUGGAACAAAAUCCACUGAUUAAAGGCAAGAAUGUGCGCCUCUAUCACAACCCUUUGUACACUGAUGAGUACUAGUUAUCUUUGUCUUAUAUAUUUUUUUACUCUUGUUUUCUCAGUAGUUAAGCGACAAUAAUUAAGUGAUAGGCUGCUGUUUAUUAAUAACAUAAAAUAAAAAUAAUGUAGCAUUUUUUUAAUAACAAAUAAAGUUACGGGAAAUUCAAGCGAUUUCUAUUGUUGUAAAUUGGA